GCGCAGCCCCUUUAACGAGCUGAAAAUAAGGUCGUCGUGGCUUGAAAUAAGCGACACGGCAUCUUGGCGCAGGAAUAUAUAAGGCAAGGGUGCCGCGCCCUAACGACCGAACUAUGAAUUCGAUCUCCCUCAGACGCGCUCUUCGAAGCUUGACGAUAUCCACCCCCUCACUGCUACAGACCUUCUACCGAAGACGGAAGUCUCCGGUGCUCGCCGUGAGAAUGGGAAGCACUAGGUCAUCCUCUAGGAGACCCCUCUACCAACCGCUGAACGUCACGAGGAACGAGGUAAGGCUCCUGUCGUUUGUCUUCCCAGACGAUGGAGGGGAGCUCUCUCCUGACGACACCCUUACCGUCACCAUGGAACACCAUUCUCUAGACGAUUACACGGCCGAAUACAGGCAAUAUCUCUCUCAGGUUAAUCCAGGCACCUCUAACGUCCAACUUUACCGGGCUUGGUCACACCAUGUUGAUAGCAAGAUAUCGGAUACGGAUAGACCUUUGUACGAAAAGACCUGCUACAAAUAUCUCGCCCGUUUUGCCUGGGGCGAAUAUAGCGCGCUCAGUUACACUUGGGGUAGUCCAACCCCGGCGCGCAACAUUGUCAUUGAUAGCCGGCUCGUGGAGGUAGGACCGAACCUCGAAGCCGCGCUGCGGACACUUCACGGCUACACGCAACGCCUACAUGGCCUAAAACUCUGGGUGGACGCAAUUUGUAUCAACCAAGCUGAUGAGGAAGAGAAAGCUAUUCAAGUUAAAAGGAUGAAAGACAUUUACAGCAACUCGGCUGUCACCCGCAUUUGGCUCGGAGAAUCCGAUGAAGACACUGCACCGUUCUUCUCGUUCCUGGGGUAUUGUCAUGACACCAUAGUAUCUGCUGUGGAGCGGGAUGAUGAUAGUAUAACCGACUCUUUCUUCGGUGAUCCCGCUUCGGGUGCUUCGGUGGCGCGGCCCUUUCCAGAUGAUGUCCAUGGAUCUGAUGACUCUUUCGAGCUCACUCCAGCACAGAACCGCGAGCUUGUAAACCUAGCAGUCGCUCAUAUCCUGAAGAAGCCAUAUUGGACUCGGGCGUGGAUCAUCCAGGAGCUGGCGGUCAGCGCUCCGUGGGCGGCGAUUCACUGUGGCCCUCACAUUUUGCCGUGGAUGCACUUGGCAAACGUGGUUCGCUACCUGUAUCGGCAUCCAGAGGUGCUUCCAGAGUUGCUCCUGAAUGUGCAAAACCCGGAGAUUGCAGCAGCACAUCAUCUUGUUCAUUCCAUGCAACGGUGGCAGCACGAUGCCCACGAAGCCCAACAGGGUGAAAAUGGGCAAGGAUUACCACCUAUCAUCUACGAUUGGGUCUACCUAGGCCUUACAGCAAACGCCACGCUUCCCCUUGACAAAGUCUACGCCCUUCUCGGGCUCAUGCCUUCCACUAUAGCCGACUACAUCGUCCCGGACUAUUCUGCCGACCCGCUCGACGUAUACGCAAGAUUCACAGGAGCCGUGCUUUGCGAAACUGGAAACCUGAAUCUGAUCUGCAACCCCGAUCCAUACAGACCGGAAGGCUUCCCUUCGUGGGCUAUUAACCUGAACGCUCCUUUUAAUCGACCUGCCGGAGCUACAGCGGUAAACGAGGUGCUACACAGUGCAUCAGCAUCACUGAAAGCAUCAGCUCGCCUCUCGAGUGAUGGGAAAGUUCUAUACUGUCAAGGAUUCAGGGUGGAUCGCAUCGAUGGUAUAGGAGCAUAUGUCAACCAGCGGAUCCUAGCGCAAGAUGGAAUGAAAUACCUAGUUGAAGAGGGAGGAAUGGUAACUAUGCAAGGGGAAGUUCCACAGAGAUUUUCCGGAUACUGUGGGCAAAAUGAUCCGCCUGCGCAUGUAGCUGCCAAUGUCGCCCCUGAAGCACAAGUCAUCAUCCAGCCAAGGCGGAAAGACCAUGCGUAUACGGAUGAGAAGGAAUUACGAUAUGCACUCGCAAGCGUUUUGCUUCACAACGAUGGCAGGGAUACAAAGCAUAUCAUGGCAAAUCUUCGGGCUUUGACCACGCAACUAGAAGGUCGUGGCCUAGGCGAUAUGCCUAGACGGGAAGAAGAGAUUCUCUGGGUUCCAUGGUUCGAAACCGAACAUCUCGAAGAUCCCAUGUUCGUGAAGAUGAAGGAAAAGGGCUGGGACCCAGUCCUCGACAGCGAUUAUUUCGGCGCAUUUCAUACCUUCCGAGAAGCAAAUGCUCAGUUCAACAUUUUCGGACGGUCUUUCCAGAGCUUCUUCCCCGGGAAGGUCGACGACGUGCCAGAAUACGAAUCAGGAAUUAACGCUGCCAUUUCACAAGCCGCUUGCAUUCAAUUGCAAGGUCGAAAGCUAAUCACUACCUCCAAUGGGCUCCUGGGAUCUGUGUCCACCAUGGGGGAAUCGGGGAACGAUUUAUAUAUCCUGCGCGGCUGUAGCGUUCCGCUGGUGCUGCGUCCCAAAAACGACAACUUCGAAGUGGUUGGUGCAGCAUAUGUACACGGACUUAUGGACGGCGAAGCCGUAGACUUGGUAGAGAAAGGAGUGUAUCGUUGGGGGGAGAUACGCCUAUGCUAGUGGAAAGU
Messenger RNA from Trematosphaeria pertusa, 2572 nucleotides. Its product is annotated as HET-domain-containing protein. The coding region runs from base 114 to 2564 and encodes 816 amino acids. NCBI's taxonomy places the organism in Eukaryota, Fungi, Ascomycota, Dothideomycetes, Pleosporales, Trematosphaeriaceae. The transcript has a single exon. The record is from RefSeq and is a predicted model, not a curated record.